Xenopus laevis (African clawed frog) is the source of this 5630-nucleotide messenger RNA. RefSeq names its product G protein-coupled receptor 37 (endothelin receptor type B-like) S homeolog (gene gpr37.S). Gene Ontology annotation, molecular function: prosaposin receptor activity; G protein-coupled peptide receptor activity; G protein-coupled receptor activity. Gene Ontology annotation, biological process: positive regulation of MAPK cascade; G protein-coupled receptor signaling pathway; signal transduction. Gene Ontology annotation, cellular component: membrane; plasma membrane; signaling receptor complex. The record is from RefSeq and is a predicted model, not a curated record. Lineage: Eukaryota; Metazoa; Chordata; Amphibia; Anura; Pipidae. The transcript has 2 exons. The coding region runs from base 1539 to 3359 and encodes 606 amino acids.
AGUGGCAGGUUUUUCAGCCUCUCAGAGAGGAUAAUUAAUAAUUAUCUUUCUAUAUGGGUGGGUUUACAUGUCCUUUAACACCUUAUGUGCCCACUACGAUGUGGAAGGUACCGGAAAAAGGUAGAGCGGAGCAGUAAGAAGAGGACGGGCACUUUACAAUGCAGUCGCAAUAGGGGAGGUGUGAAGCAGGACACAGGAGGAGGCAAGGAGGUGGGCUGACAUCUGACUAAGGGAGGAGGGAUGGAGGACUGAGGUAGCGGAUGGCAGAGGGAGGAUACAUGUAGAGAUAUAGGAGUUCUAACAGCAGGGUAGGUGCAUGCUGCCUCCUGAUUUAGGGUCAGGAUUUCUUAUGGCAUGAGACUAGUAAAUACAUUCUGAUUUCAGAAGGCUUCAUUUGCAUGUAAUUGUUUGUGAAGGGCUUUUUGGCUCCUUUUAGCCCAUCACACCCUAAACAGGUUCGGUUUUCUAUUUUAUUAAAAUGGCCACAGUAACCAUUAUGAGUGCAGCACAGGGCUAGAAAAGCUGCUGCCAUGGCAAGGAAUAAUGCAACAAACUGCUCCUCUCCACAACACUGCCAGUGUCCUGAGCCUCUGCUUAUUCCCACACCCCUCCCUUCCAGCCUUUGUCACUAAUAGGACUGAAGGAAGCUACUACAUCUCAGCCCUGGAUUUAGAAAAAACACCUCAGACACAGUAUUAAAAUGUACUAUGAACUACACUAAGCUAUUUUGUCUACCAGUGCACAUGCAUUUCCCGUUACUAAUACAAUAAUGAGACUGCAAGGUGUGCAAAUUGCCUUUAGCAACAUGAGCUAGAGGGAGGAGCUGUCUCUUCCCAGCCACACACACACAAGCGCAGACUAGUAGGAGAGUGUUGUACUGACAGCAGGCGGGGCUCCUUUCUGUGUGCACUGACAGCAGCUCGGCAGGGACUAACAAGACUCCACUGCCAAGGUGCCUCUUUCCCAGCACCUUAUGAAUCCGCUUACCUUUCCUGGUGCUUUCGCCUGAAGUGCAGAACAAAGGGCAGUGGUGCGGACAACAUCCUUCUCUCUUUUCACAUGCACCCCUGUAACCUGAUCAGAUGACAUUGCUGCAACCUGUUUACUACCAGACAAGGAGGGAUUAUUUCCAUUGAGGAUUAUAAAGAAGCUGAGAGAAAUGAGGUUCUGGGUUUUUUUCCAAGGAAACAGAUGUGUUUGCCUAUAGGAGAUACUAAAAAAUUUCAAAACCAAACCAAACAUUUUUUUUCCAGAGACAUUGGUACAAGAAGGGUGGAGCCCUGGCAUUUUUGUGGAUACAUAGCAGUGAGAACCUUAACUUUAUAUAUUAUUGUCAACCUUUGUAUUAAAAACAGAACACAAUACUAGUUUUGCAGUUGAGUUCUGUUCUAUUCCCUUACUGCCAAUGUAAUUCACUAACCCCGAGCAUUGUUUCACAUGCAUCAGUGAUCCUACCUGCCUGGUGUACUGCUGUCAGAUGAAAUAUGUAGAACUACCCCAUAGAUUCAUUAGUUGGUGACUGAAGCUCAAUUUCAAUCAUGCAAUAUCCUUUCUUCACCUCAUUUUCCUUGUUUCCAGUCUGGAUUUUAAUUGUGAGUGCUGUCAAGCUGCAAGAUGGUUUGAUGAGCCCAGAGCAUGGUAAAAUUAUGGGCACAAGCUGGUGUCAUGGUAGUCAUUCAGCCGCUGGCAAUGUUUACACAAAUAAGAAACCCAACUAUAGGAACUUUUCAAAUGAAAUGACCUUAAGAAAACUUCUCUGCCAUUUAAGGCUCCCUGAAAAUGAAAAUAAUCCCACAGGACCUAUGGACUUGGUGUGGAAUUCAUCUCUAUUAAAUGGAGUAAGAAAACGAGACUCAUUAACUACACUGAAUAUGCAAUAUAAACCCAUUCUGGAGGAACAUGGAAAGGUGAGAAACUUGGCUGCGGAAACCAGAUCUGAUAGGCAGAAGGUUUCACCGGAAAAUGAAAACAAUAUUACAGCAAAGAUUCAUAUUCACAGAAAGAGAAGGGGAGCGAUUGAACUUCAGUUGGGAGAAAAAAACCAGAGCACAGACAUAACCUCAAAUAUAAACAAUUUCUCAACCAAUUUCAAUGAAACUCGGCUAAGCCAGAAAACUACAUUUGGGACUGACCCACAAGCAUUGCCUUUAAAUGUCUCUGUCCCUUUUCUAACCAAUGAUCUUAAAGUAUUUUCAGAUAACAUGGACAUUAAUCAAGCCUUGGUACCAAAAAAUGCUUCAAGUAAAAAACUACAUAUAAAGAAUCCCUUUUACCCACUAACAGAAGAUUCAUAUGGUGCCUAUGCUGUCAUGUGUUUGUCUGUCAUUAUCUUUAUCAUAGGUAUUAUGGGCAACAUGGCUGUUAUGUGUAUAGUUUGUCACAACUACUAUAUGAGAAGUAUAUCAAACUCGCUUUUGGCAAACUUAGCAUUUUGGGAUUUUUUGAUCAUUUUCUUUUGCCUACCACUGGUAAUAUUUCAUGAACUUACCAAGAAGUGGCUCCUGGAGGACUUUUCUUGCAAAAUCAUACCAUACAUUGAGAUAGCUUCCCUUGGAGUAACCACCUUUACAUUGUGUGCCCUGUGCAUUGACCGAUUCCGUGCUGCCACUAAUGUACAGAUGUAUUACGAGAUGAUUGAAAACUGCACUUCAACAACUGCCAAGCUGGCUGUGAUAUGGGUGGGAGCACUAGUCCUGGCACUGCCUGAAGUUGUCCUUCGACAGUUAUCCAUAGAGGACACAGGCAUGAAUGGCCCGUUUCUUCGUGAGCGAUGUGUUGUGAAAAUAUCCACUGAACUUCCUGAUACAAUUUAUGUGUUGGCUCUUACAUAUGAUGGUGCAAGACUCUGGUGGUAUUUUGGUUGCUAUUUUUGUUUGCCUACUCUUUUUACAAUAACCUGCUCAUUGGUCACAGCAAGAAAAAUAAAACAAGCCGAGAAAGCUUGCACAAGAGGGAAUAAACGUCAGAUUCAACUUGAAAGUCAAAUGAAUUGUACUGUUGUAGCCCUAACAAUUUUGUAUGGAUUUUGUGUAAUCCCUGAAAAUAUUUGCAAUAUCGUAGCAGCUUAUAUGUCCAAUGGAGUGUCAAGGCAAACCUUGGAUCUUCUUCACCUCAUUAGCCAAUUUCUUUUGUUCUUUAAAUCAUGUGUUACCCCUGUCCUCCUUUUCUGCUUCUGCAAGCCUUUCAGUCGAGCAUUCAUGGAGUGCUGCUGUUGCUGCUGUGAUGAAUGCAUUCAAAAGUCCUCAACUGCAACCAGUGACGAUAAUGAUAACGAAUACACAACAGAACUGGAACUUUCCCCAUUUAGUACAAUACGCCGUGAAAUUUCCACAUUUGCAUCAGUAGGAACCCAUUGUUGAAAGUAUCCGUUCUCAAUGUACUUGUACAAAAGUCUGUGAUUCACAUUUGAAAUGUUUUUAGUGUUAACUUUUUUAAUGAAACACUGUACAAUGAACGUUUUAGACAUUUUUUUAAAUCACACAAGGUUUUAGUACUCCUGACAGGGUAUGCUUAGAAAAAAAAGAAAGAAAAACAGCUAACUUUUUUUUUUGCACCUUAAUUGGCUUGUUGCUAGCUAUUUGAUAAUCACGAAUAUUAACUUUUGGAGAGAUUAUAUUAAAAAAUAGGUAAAAUUAUAUACAAAGUUAGUUUGCACUGAAUUUUGAUAUUGGUUUAAACAUUCCAAAUUAGCAUUUGGUUUCUAUUUUUUUUUUUUUUUUUUAAAAACUGCCGUUCAAUAUUUUUGAAGGGAAUGUAAACUUUUUCUUUUAUGACCCCAAAUUAUGUUCCAGUGUUAUUUACGGAUUUGAUUAAUCAAAACUGAUUUUUUUUUGUUAAGCAAUAACUAAACAGUUAUGAAUAUAUAACUAAUCAGUGUACAAUUAGAAAGAGAAUAGUUGACCAUUCAUUUGUACAAUUAGAAAGAGAACAGUUGAACAUUGAGACCAUUUCAGCUGUAUUACAUUUUAUAUAUAAUGUGGUCAUUCUACAUUUCUUCUACAUUCUACAUACUUUCUGCACUUCAAUUCACUUUUAAUAAAACUUUUUAAAACUAGUAUAUCAUUAUUCAUUAAUGACAUGUUCCAUAAGCUUGCCAAGCAAGCUUGUUAAUGUGAAACCAAUCAAGGAUUUUGUCUUAACAUUGAGAUGAGAAUAGCUUUAUAUUAGGAUAAAGAAGUGUGCAAGUAAAUAUUUGUGUUACUUAAUUUUUUAGUGCAUUUAGCUUUAAAUAUCUGAAUGUUAAACUUGUAAAACUGGAGUAUCAAAAACAUGACUUGAAAUAUGGUUCUGUAAAUUUAAAUAUUGUUUUUUCACCAGGGCCACUGAGCAGUAUGCAGAGCGAGGGUGGAAGGAUUUAAGGCAAGAUUAUAUGAUCCUGGCAGCAGUCAACUGACAGUUUGGUUCAUUCAUUUUUUGGAAGCUAGAACUUGCAUGAAGCUUUUCUGGUAGGUGAGGAUUUCAAUCAAUAUUUGUUUUUAAUCAAGGACAAAUACAUAUUUUCAAGGUAUGCUCACAGCAAAGUAAUUGUAGGGUCCCCAAUAUAUGUAGAGGUUGUCUUGUUUUACCAAUAUAUGUUGAGAUUGCUCAUUAAUUAGGGCCUCAUGGGGCCCUGUAUACCUCCUGGGCCCCCCUGCUGCCGCAGGGUCUGCUUCCUCUGUAGUCAUGCCCCCUGGUAAAGGUUCUUAUGGGGGAAUGUGAAAAAUGUUGUACUUGCAAACACGUUGCCCCUAACAUGACAGUAGGACAGUGAUUGCGAAUUUUAUAGUUUGUACUAGUGUGCAGUGUAUGUAAUAAAACUUCUUAAUGAAAAAGUUGUUACGUUUGCUCCAAAGGUUUACUCCACCUUCAAGGAGGUGUUAAAGGCAAAUUUUUAUUCGUAAAUAUGUUCUCUUUGCAAAUUUUAUUACACUUCCCCCUAAAUCUCUUAAUCAGACUGAGAUUUUUAUCUUUAUAGUUAUCUAAAAAAUGAAAUGUAAUUUUAGUGCAUUCUAUUCCAGAUUUAGCAAGAUUAGGCUAAGAGAACAAUUAUAGUAGAUAUGAGGAUUCAUUUUGUAACUGAUUGUCCAUAAUGCCAAUAAAUGUCAUGCUAGACACAUGGAGAUUGUAAGACAGCUCAAGAGGAUGGAAUACAAUGUGACUCCCAUUCUGUGCACUAUGCCUAUCCCUUUUAAGAGGGAAGCAGUUUGGGAGUUGCACCCAAUAACAGUGAAAAAACAGUGUUAUUUCUUUCAUGCGCCAUCCCUUUAAUGCAUUAUAGAUCUCAUAAAAUGUUAUUUUAAAUGUAAAACAUUAGCAAAAUCUUAGUCCUUUGAAAUAUGAUUUUAUUUAAGGUCCCAGCUUCAUCUGUUUCUCCUCAUAUAACAACAAAUAAGUUGAUUUUAAUUUGCAUUCUUUGUAACUGUGAUGUAAUAUUCACAUAAACAUAAAAUUGAAUAUCAAAAACUGUGACUGCUGUACAGGACUGCAUACAUAUGUAGUGUAUAGAGAGAGAGAGAGAGAGAGAGAGAGAGAGAGAGAGAGAGAGAGAGAGAGAGAGAGAGAGAGAGAGAGAGAGAGAGAGAGAGAGAGAGAGAGAGAGAUUGUGUCUUGUUAGGCCAUGUUCCAGUCUGCCCAGUCCACUUUCUGGAUGU